Messenger RNA from Cucurbita moschata (crookneck pumpkin), 1439 nucleotides. RefSeq names its product aspartyl protease AED3. Gene Ontology annotation, biological process: proteolysis. Bases 1 to 1314 code for a protein of 437 amino acids. Gene Ontology annotation, molecular function: aspartic-type endopeptidase activity. NCBI's taxonomy places the organism in Eukaryota, Viridiplantae, Streptophyta, Magnoliopsida, Cucurbitales, Cucurbitaceae. The record is from RefSeq and is a predicted model, not a curated record. The transcript has 2 exons.
AUGGCCGUCAAAUUUGUCUUCUUCUUCUUUUUAGCCCUUCUGGCACUAAACUCCAACGCUUCCGAUCUCUGCGCCGCCGGAUCGGACGGCUCCGGUGAUCUCUCCGUCAUCCCCAUUUACGGAAAAUGCUCGCCGUUCACGGCGCCGAAGUCAGAAUCUUGGGUGAACACGGUGAUUGAUAUGGCUUCGAAGGAUCCAGCCCGAAUUAAGUACUUGUCGAGCCUCGCCGCACAGAAGACGGUGGCGGCGCCGAUCGCCUCCGGGCAACAUGCUCUCAAUAUUGGGAAUUAUGUGGUGAGAGUUCAAUUGGGUACUCCGGGUCAAGCUAUGUAUAUGGUUCUUGACACUAGUAGCGACGCCGCCUGGGCACCGUGCUCCGGCUGCUCCGGCUGCUCCGCCACCACUUUCUUGGCUAAAAAUUCCUCCACUUUUGCCACUUUGGAUUGCUCCAAACCGCAAUGUAGCCAGGCUCGGGGUCUUUCCUGUCCGACAACCGGUAGCGUCGAUUGCUUAUUCAACCAAACAUACGGCGGCGACUCAUCCUUUUCCGCCACCCUGGUUCAAGACACUCUCCACUUGGGAUCCGACGUCAUUCCAAAUUUCUCAUUCGGUUGCAUCAGCUCCGCCUCCGGCAGCUCUAUUCCGCCGCAAGGUCUAUUGGGUCUCGGCCGUGGUCCCCUCUCACUCAUCUCACAAUCCACUUCACUCUACUCCGGUUUAUUCUCGUACUGUCUCCCGAGUUUCAAAUCCUACUACUUCUCCGGUUCACUAAAACUCGGCCCGGUCGGCCAACCUAAGUCAAUCCGAACCACCCCACUCCUUAAGAACCCGCACAGACCGUCUCUCUACUACGUCAACCUAACAGGCAUCAGUGUCGGUCGGGUUCUUGUCCCAAUUCCACCAGAGACUCUCGCAUUCGACCCGAACACUGGUGCGGGAACCAUCAUCGACUCGGGGACGGUAAUAACCCGGUUCGUAGACCCGGUCUACACAGCGGUUCGAGACGAAUUUAGAAAGCAAGUGGGCGGUUCGUUUUCGCCAUUGGGAGCUUUCGACACGUGUUUUACAACAAGCAAUGAAAUGGCGGCGCCCGGCAUUACGUUCCAUUUGAGUGGAUUGGACUUGAAAUUGCCGAUGGAGAACAGUUUGAUUCACAGCAGCGCCGGUUCGUUGGCUUGUUUGGCGAUGGCGGCGGCGCCCAACAAUGUGAACUCCGUGUUGAAUGUGAUCGCCAAUUUGCAGCAACAAAAUCAUCGGAUUUUGUUUGAUAUUGCAAAUUCUAAGCUGGGGAUUGCUCGUGAGCUCUGUAAUUAGCUCAAUCACUAACAAUGGAAGCUAUGAAUAAUUUGGAAAAUGUAUCGUUUCUUUUAAUUUAAUGUCCAAUCCAAUGUACGGUUAAAGUGGGUUUUAAAGAUAGUGGCUUUUAGUAUCCAUUUUAA